This is a messenger RNA of Doryrhamphus excisus (bluestripe pipefish), 4712 nucleotides long. Its product is annotated as ELKS/Rab6-interacting/CAST family member 1-like. NCBI's taxonomy places the organism in Eukaryota, Metazoa, Chordata, Actinopteri, Syngnathiformes, Syngnathidae. The record is from RefSeq and is a predicted model, not a curated record. Gene Ontology annotation, cellular component: cytoskeleton of presynaptic active zone. Gene Ontology annotation, biological process: regulation of synaptic plasticity; maintenance of presynaptic active zone structure; neuromuscular synaptic transmission. Gene Ontology annotation, molecular function: structural constituent of presynaptic active zone.
UGGGGGGGGGAAGCGAAGGGGCCAGGAAAGACUGCUCCAGGCGGGGGAUAGCGAACGGAAAAUCGGCCAAAAAGGGUCUGACAACGCCGCCGAGCGCUACCAGGGCCUUCGGAACCGCUUGGGGCGCCUUUGGGACCGUCUUGCUUGUCAAAUCGGAGCUUAUUUGACAACCGUUACAAGCUACGGUGACUCGCUGAUUGCCUAUUGGGUGGGCUGCCUUCACAGUCAUCACAGCAGUGUGAAGAAAAACUCCAGUGGAAGACUAACAGGGUCACAUAACGUUGCAUAACAGCAAAGAAGACCCCACUGACAAAUGUUUUCACCACAGCUGAACACUUUUACACGAGUGCACCCAUUAGGACACGAAUUGCUUCCUUGGAUUAUUAUUACUUAAUUUUUUAUUUUUACUCCUCCAUUAUGUACGGAAGCUCCCGUUCCGUCUCCAAACUGGACGUCGUGGCAUCCAACGGUAACGGUUCGGGAAGCCCUGGACGUUCCCCGCGCCUCCCGCACUCCCCACGUUUGGGACACCGCCGCAACGGCAGCAGCAGCAGCUCCGCCAGCGGCGGUCUCACCGGCUCCGGGAAGACGUUAUCCAUGGAGAACAUCCAGUCGCUCAACGCCGCUUACGCCACAGGGGGUCCGCUGUACUUCACAGACGGAGCGGAAGACCCAGUCGGCUUGGGGAGCCUUGGGAGCGGCUUGAACCCCCCGCUGCCCAAAAGUACAAUGACUCUGGGUAGGGCCGGGGCGAGGGUGCCGUACGGGGUGCGGUCUGCUUUCGUAGGGAGCAGCCCCAACAUCAACUCAGGUGGCGGUGGAGUCAUGUCCAGUGACGCCAUAGCGUUUGGGGGGGAGGGACAAGGCCAGACCCCGUUGGCUGCCACCGUGCCGCACUCCAUGAGACAGGUGAGGGAGGGCGCCAUGACAGAUCUGCAGACCCAGCUGAGAGAAGUCCUGAGAGAGAAUGAACUCCUCCGCAGAGACCUGGAUGCUAAGGAGUCCAAGCUGAGCUCAUCCAUGAACUCCAUCAAGACCUUCUGGAGCCCGGAGCUGAAGAAAGAACGUGCCCUGAGGAAGGACGAAGCCACAAAGAUGUCUGUGUGGAAGGAGCAGUACCGGGUGGUACAGGAGGAAACACAGCAUCUCCAGUGCACCAUCCAAGCCCUGCAAGAUGAGCUACGAAUCCAGCGGGACCUCAACCAGCUCUUCCAGUCCGACUACUCCGAGUCGGGCCGCCUCGGGUCCCUGCAGGCCGUCUCCCCACAGGAGAUGACAGAGGAGAACUUCCUGCGUCUCCACGGCGAAUACGAGCGACAAGUGAAAGAGCUCUUCCUCCUGAGGAAGACGGUUGAGGAAAUGGAGCUGAGGAUCGACACCCAGAAGCACACCCUGACCGCAAGGGACGAGUCCAUCAAGAAGCUUCUGGAGAUGCUUCAGAGCAAAGGUCUGUCGUCACGCGCCACCGAGGAGGACCACGAGCGGACGAGACGCCUGGCUGACGCCGAGAUGACCAUCCACCAGCUGGAGGGCCUGCUGGAGCAGAAGGACAAGGAGAUGCUGCAACUCAGAGAGGAGCUGCACAGGAGGUACGAAGCAGCUCCUGAGUCCACCAAAACGAAGGCCCUGCAGACGGUCAUCGAAAUGAAGGAUGCCAAGAUUAGCUCGCUGGAGCGCGGCAUGAGGGAGCUGGAGGAGGAGGUGAACAUGCUCAAGUCCAACGGGGCGCUCAGCAGCGAGGAGCGAGAGGAGGAGAUCAAGCAGAUGGAGGUGUACAGAUCCCACUCCAAGUUCAUGAAGAACAAGGUUGAUCAGCUGAAAGAAGAGUUAGGUCACAGCCAAUCAGAGAAGGAGGAGCUCAGGGAACGGGCCAAUGAGCUGCAGCGCGAGGUGUCCGCAAUGGAUCAGGCCAAACAGGAGCUGAAUCGUAAGGACAGCGAACUACUGGCUCUCAGGACCAAGCUGGACACUCUGAACAACCAGUUUUCCGACAGCAAACAACACGUGGACGUCCUCAAGGAGUCUCUCACAGCCAAGGAGCAGAGGGCCGCCAUCCUGCAGACAGAGGUGGACGCUCUGCGUAUUCGCCUGGAGGAAAAGGAGUCGCUUCUGUCCAAAAAGAGUCAGCAGAUAUCAGAGAUAACAGAUGAGAAGAGCACGCAGCACGGCGAGAUAACCGACCUUAAAGACAUGCUGGACGUCAAGGAGCGCAAGGUCAACGUGCUCCAGAAGAAGAUCGAGAACCUCCAGGAUCAACUAAGGGACAAAGACAAGCAGCUGAGCGGCCUGAAGGACAGAGUCAAGUCUCUGCAGACGGACACCUCCAACACCGACACGGCCCUGGGAACCCUGGAGGAGGCGCUGGCCGAGAAGGAGCGCAUCAUCGAGCGGUUGAAAGAGCAGCGGGAGAAGGAGGACAGGGAAAAAGGCGAUGAGAUGGAGUCCACUAAGAAAGAGCUGAAGGAGCUGAGGGACAAGGUUUCCCAGAUGCAGGCUGACCUUGCAGACCGUGAGGCCUGUGUUUUGGACCUCAAGGAGAAGGCAUCCUCCCUGGCCUCCUCAGCUCUGAAGAAGGACAGCCGUCUGAAGAGUCUGGAGAUCGGUCUGGAGCAAAAAAAAGAGGAGUGCAUCAAACUGGAGAACCAUCUGAAAAAGGCCCAGAGCGCGGCCGUCGAGUCCUCGGCCAACGCUGAACUCUCCGAACGAAUCUCCCGCCUGGAACAGGAAGUGAGCCGUCACAAAGAGGAUGCUGGGAAGGCUCAGUCGGAGGUGGAGCGCCUCCUCGACAUCCUGAGGGAGAUGGAGAACGAGAAGAACGACAAGGAGAAAAAGAUCCACGAGCUGGAGAGUCUCGCCUCGAGGCAGAUGAAGGAUCAGUCCAAGAAGGUGGCCAACCUGAAGCACAAGGAGCAAGUGGAGAAGAACAAGAACGCCCAGCUGAUGGAGGAGGCCAAGAAGAGGGAGGACAAUAUGAACGAGAGCUCCCAGCAGAUAAAGGAUUCGCUGCGCAAUAAAGAGGAGCGCAUUGAGGAGCUGGAGGAGGCUCUGAGGGAAAGCGUGCAGAUCACUGCGGAGAGGGAGGUGGUGCUGGCCCAGGAGGAGCACGCCCGCACACAUGCUGAGAAACAGCUCUCUCGUAUUGAGCUGCAUGAGCUGAACACGGCCGGCUUUAAGUGGUCGAAGGUGGAAGACCUGCUGGUCGCCAUGGAAAAGGUGAAACAGGAGUUGGAGGUGAUGAAAGCCAAGCUGUCAUCCACUCAGCUGUCACUGGCCGAGAAGGAGGGUCACCUGACCGCUUUACGGGCCGAGCGGCGGAAGCACCUGGAGGAGGUCCUGGAGAUGAAGCAAGAAGCUCUGCUGGCGGCCAUCAGUGAGAAAGACGCCAACAUCGCCCUGCUGGAGCUCUCCUCAUCCAAGAAGAAGAAAACCCAGGAAGAGGUGGCGGCACUGAAGCGGGAGAAGGACGGCCUGGUGCAGGAACUCAAGCAGCAGACUCAAAACAGGAUGAAGCUGAUGUCGGACAACUACGAGGACGACCACCUGAAGGUGUCGUCCCCCAACGUGGACGUCCCCAACCACCACAAGCCCUCUCCAGACCAGAUCCUCUCUCCUCUCCUGGAUCUGGACCAGAACCGCAGCAAGCUGAAGCUGUACAUCAGUCACCUGACCUCGCUGUGUCAGGAGCGAGACCCCGUCAUCCUGCAGGACUUUGCUCCGCCCCCCGCCUAUCACCGCGCAGACUCCGCCUCCUGGCACGCUCAGCUGGACGGCAUGACGCGGGAGCAGUUGGAGGCAGAGUUAGCGCUGUGCGAGAGGGAGGGUGCGGAGCUCCAGGAGUACGCCAACCAGGUGCUUCAGCAGAUCGCCGACCGCUGCCCCGACAUUUUGGAGCAGGUGGUCAACGCCCUGGAGGACAGCAGCUGACCAAGUAGACGCCCAUCGGUGUAGAUAUCCACCAUCUUGCUUAAUCACCGUGUACAGUGAGUGUUGACGUGCACACUGGUUUGUCUUUUUGCUGCUAUCUUUCUUCUUCUGUGGUGUCCCCUUCAGGACUCCUCGCAGUCAUCCCUUUACUCCAAGGAAGGAAUUCUGUUGUUUUUGGAUUGGGAGGGGGGUAUAAAUGUUACAUAUUUUUGCUUUUGCUAAUAUAUAUAUAUAUGUGUAUAUGUAUAUGUAAAACACUAACUAAGUAGACAAUUUACCAAUACUGGGAAUCGCCACAUUGUGGAUGAAUGAAUGGAAUAAAAGAGGGAGACGCUUUUGCCUCACAUUUUGUGUGUAAUAUCAUUUUAUGGAUUGGUUUUUUGGAGAUCCGGCUCGAAGACAAAUGUGUCCGCCUCUCGAUGCCAUUAUCUGGUCCUUUCACGUGCACGCCGCGCUUACUCUGUAUUCCUUAUCUUGUCACACCGCUGCUGCUUUAUUUUCCUAUCCUCCCACAAUAUAAUGACAUUAUUCCACAGCCCGCUUUUUUUCCCUAUCUGUGUAGUUGCAGCUUCCUGUUACACUUUUUUUUAACUCUUGCUGCACCAAAUAGUUGACAACACCUUCACCUUAAAACAGGGGUCUCAAACUCGAUUUACCUGGGCAAGGCUGGGCCGCAUCAGGUUUUCAAAAAAAAAAACACAUUUAUUAAAAACAAAAAAAUGUAUAAAACUUCGCUUUGGUUCCAAUUUUCUACAAGAAAAGCUCUGAUAAAACAUUCCACUGUUCUC